Arachis duranensis is the source of this 2037-nucleotide messenger RNA. RefSeq lists its product as uncharacterized. NCBI's taxonomy places the organism in Eukaryota, Viridiplantae, Streptophyta, Magnoliopsida, Fabales, Fabaceae. The transcript has 4 exons. The record is from RefSeq and is a predicted model, not a curated record. The coding region runs from base 986 to 1771 and encodes 261 amino acids.
GGUGGUCUUCUUCAUUUGAAGUUCUGAAAUUGUUCAAUUUUUGUUCCAUUUUUCUUGUAAUGUUUUGUAAAUUGUAAUUGCAUGCUGCUGAUGGAUCUGUCUUGUAUUUGCUGGUUGCUGAUGGCUGUAAAUUUUUUUUUUUCAAAUUUACUGAUGGCUCGAUGGCUCUGUUAGUCUGUUGCUUUCAAUUCUUUGCUCUGUUAUUGAUGGCUCUGUUACUGAUGUCUCGAUGGCUCUUAAUUUUUUGGUUCAAAUUUACUGAUGGCUUUGUUUGUAGUUGUUGGUUUUGCUGGGUAAAGGUUUAGUGUUUUGGAAUGUUUUAUAAUGUGCUAAUGUUUGUAAUUGCUGGCUUUGUUUGUAAUUGCUGGGUGAAGGUUUAGUGUUUUGUGAUUAUUGGUUAAUGUUUUGGUUUAGUGUUCUCUCUUUUUCAGAUUUCCCUUCUCCCUGUAUUUUUGCAUGUUGCUGAAUUGGUAAUCAAUAAAUUUGCCUUUUUGCUGUAAAUCGGGACUUUACUAAGAUUUGUUAAAUUUCUUGCUGUAACUUGAAUUUGUUGCUUCCCAGUCACCGAUUCAGAACAGAAUGCAAAGUCAGUGCUUGAUUGAUUGGCUUUGCUCACUGAUUGUAUUUGAUGAUAAAUUUUAAAUUAAUAACUUUUAAAUUUUAAAUCUGCACUUCCUAUGUUACUGAUUCAUUGUUCUUUCAGUGCUUUUUGUUGUUGUUAAUCAUUGUGAUGAGCUUUGUUAAAAUUUGCACUGCCUAUAUUACUGAUUUACUGUUCCUUCAGUGCUUUUUGUUGUUGUUAAUCAUUGUGAUGAGCUUUGUUAAAAUUUGCACUGCCUAUGUUACUGAUUCACGGAUUCAUCCCUCUUGUCAUCAUCAUCGGCAUGAACUCCGAACCAAAACCCCAACUCUCUGGAUAAAAUUGUAAUGAAAGCUGAUUGGGGCUUUUUCUUCUACUUAAGGUUUAGAUUAGUUGGACCCAACAAUGGGUUCUGAUUCAAAUGUGGCUGGGUCAUCAUCGCCCAGUGCAAAGCGCACCAGAGAUCCUGAAGAGGAAGUUUAUGUUGACAAUCUUCGCUCUCACAAGCGUUACCUUAGCGAGAUAAUGGCAUCCAGUCUUAAUGGACUGACGGUUGGUGACUCUCUUCCGGAUAAUCUAAUGGACUCUCCAGCCAGGUCUGAAAGCAUGUUCUCUCUUAGGGAUGAUAUGUCUUGGCAAUAUUCACCUAUGUCAGAAGACUCAGAUGACUUGAGGUUUUGCGAGACCCCAUUGCACGCUUGCCCGACCCAACUGGACAGUCUUCCAAGCAGUCCCGUUUCUUCUCCAUAUAGGUACCAAAAACCACAGAAUGCAUCCUCUUCAGCACCUUCUAGUAGUUCAAUUGCGUCGCAUAGCUCAACCGUCUUGGCUGUCACAUGCUCCCAGCCUCGCCAACGAGGGUCAGAUUCUGAGGGCCGAUUCCCAUCAUCUCCAAGUGAUAUAUGCCACUCAGCUGAUUUGAGAAGAGCUGCACUUUUGAGAUCGGUGCAGAUGAGAACACAACCUCCCGGAUCUACAUCCAUGGAGUUGCCGUUUGGUUCUUGCCAUGAGCCUAUACCUAAUGUAGAUACCGAGGAACGAUCAUGCUCGUAUAUGAAACCACUGGAUGACGAGAGGGAAUAUCAGAUUGAGGAGUGUUCGGCAAUCAGUAUUUCUGAACCGGAGUUUAACCCUGAUGACAAUAAGUCAGGUAGGGUCUUAGGUGUGAAUGCAAAAUCAACUGACUCGUGAGUAGAGUUGUAGUGUUCAAGUGUUGCUUUAGUCUCUGUCUUCAACAUGAAGCGGGUGCUUGUGUGUUGGUUCUGAGUUCUGACCAUAGAAGGAAAAGUGUUUUAUAUCUUCAAGAGUUUUCCUUCCCUUCGACCCAAUUUUUAGUUGCUUGUUGCACUUGGGGAAACUAACACACGACUAAAUUCAUACCAGGAAAAAUGUUAUUCAAUCAUGUAACAGUUGUCUUUUAAGUUUAUGAUCGAGAAAUUAAAUCAAAUUAACUAGCA